This is a messenger RNA of Myotis brandtii (Brandt's bat), 2929 nucleotides long. RefSeq names its product centrosomal protein 104kDa (gene CEP104). The record is from RefSeq and is a predicted model, not a curated record. The transcript has 24 exons. Lineage: Eukaryota; Metazoa; Chordata; Mammalia; Chiroptera; Vespertilionidae. Gene Ontology annotation, cellular component: cilium. Bases 27 to 2837 code for a protein of 936 amino acids.
UCCUGACAGCAGCCCCAGCGCACAGGAUGCCCCACAAGAUCGGAUUCGUCGUCGUCAGCUCAUCUGGGCACGAGGACGGCUUCAGCGCCCGGGAACUAAUGAUCCACGCUCCGACCGUCCGCGGGUGGAGGUCGCCAAGAAAUGUGCAAAUACGAGAGAGGAGGAGGAAGACAGAGACCCCCGCCCAGGUGUCGAAGCGCGUGCCCCGCUGUCCGCCCCGGCUCACGCCGGUGUCUGUUCUGAGCUGCGGUUUGGGUUUGCAGCCCUGUGUAGGUGGGAGGGGCUGCACUGACCGCACUUCCCCAGCUGAGCCUGCGCUGUGCCCUCGCAGCUACGUCUCCCUCUGCGACAAUGAGAAGACGGGCUGCAGAGCGCGGGAGCUGAAGUCGGUCUAUGUGGACACCGAGGGGCAGUUUCUGAAACUCGUUUUUCACCAAAAUCACGCCAACAAGUACAAUGUCUACAAUCAGGUCGCCCUGGUUGCCAUGAACAUCAUCGGGGACCCCGUGGGCGGCAGCGAUGAGAGCACCAUUGCCUCGAGGGAGAAGCUGAUUGACCACUACCUGGGGCAGCGCACGGAGGACCCCGCCCUGGAAGGAACCUGCUCUGGGAAGUCUGACCACAUCUCCCCACUGGACGACUUAGCUUUCGAUAUGUACCAGGACCCGGAAGUCGCGCAGAUUAUCCGCAAGUUGGACGAGAGGAAGCGCGAAGCCGUGCAGCAGGAGCGCUACGACUACGCCAAGAAGCUGAAGCAGGCGAUCGCGGACUUGCAGAAGGUCGGGGAGCGGCUGGGGCGCUACGAGGUGGAGAAGCGCUGCGCCGUGGAGAAGGAGGACUACGACCUGGCCAAGCACAAGAAGCGGCAGAUGGAGCAGUACCGCGCCCAGGUGUACGCGCAGCUGGAGCUGCACAGCCUGGUGGACAUGGAGCCGGUGCCAAGGCCGAUGGAUUUACCGCUCCAGCCCCUCGUUCACUCCAGCAGUUCCUGCCACCUGCCGCCAGCACUGCCACCACCUCAGGACGACAGUGUGACAGAAAACCAGCGUGCAGAGCCCGUCCCUCUGGAGCAGCCCUCGUCCCACUCCCUGGACGUUUCUCUUCAGCGCUCUCCCUCGGACCAGCCGCUGUCCCCCUCGCACCCUUCCCACAAGGCCCACGUAGGUACCUCAGUCCCGUGGCGAGAGCCCACGCCUGCGAGGAGGCGGCAGCCCGGGACGGCCGUGGAGCCGGAGAAGAGGGACCUGGACGCCAGCGAGGCUCCCCGAGCGGGUGCUGCGGGCGAGCCCGAGCCCCUAACAGAGAAGGCCCUGCGGGAAGCCAGCUCUGCCAUCGAAGUGCUGGGGGAAGCCCUGGUGGCUCAGGCCUAUUCCAAGACGUGGUCGUUCCGGGAAGACGCGCUGCUCACCCUGCACCAGCAGCUGGUGGACACGCCGGUCGGAACCCCGAAGGAGGACCUGAAGGGCUUGCUGCGCGCGGCCGUCUUUCUCAUCCGGAAGUCCAUCCGGGACAUCGUUACCCCGGUCUUCCAGGCUUCGCUGAAGGUGCUGAAGAUGCUCCUCACCCAGUACAUCCCCAAGCACAAGCUGAGCAAGCUCGAGACGACGCACUGUGUGGAGAGGACCGUUCCCGUGCUGCUCGCCAGGACCGGAGACUCCUCUGCUCGCCUGCGGGUCAUGGCUUCCAACUUCAUCCAGGAGAUGGCCCUGUGUAAGGAAGUGAAGUCUCUCCAGAUGGUCCCGUCCUACCUGGUGCAGCCCCUGAAGGCCAACGCGUCGGCGCACCUGGCCCUGAGCCAGGUGGCCCUCCUGUCCCGGCUGCUGAGAGACCUGGGCACCGACAGCACGGGCUUCACCGUGGAGAACGUGAUGAAGUUCGCAGUGCGCGCCCUGCAGCACCGGGUGUUGCAGGUGCGGGAGAUGGCGGUCUGCGUGAUCCUGGACCUGUACCGGCAGCACCGCUCCGUCGUGCUCGAGUACCUGCCCCCUGACGACAGCAUCUCGCGCAAGAACAUCCUCUUCAAAACCAUUUUCGAGGGGUUUGCUGAAAUCGACGGCAGACCCACGGAUGCUGAGAUCAGGGCACAGAAAAGAGCAGCCACAGAAGAAGCAGAGAAACAGAAGAAAGAAGAAAUUAAAGCUCUACAGGGGCAGCUGGCAGCCCUGAAGGAAAUGCAGGCCGGGGCCCAGGUGGGCGGGUGCUGGCGACGGGAAAAAGGAAGCGAGGCUGCCAAGGCGAAGAGUCCAGACCCUGACGGACGGAGCGCGGCCCCUUGCAGUCCCCCCGAAGCCUCCGAGAAUCCGGGCCUGGACAACCUGUGCAUCUUCUGCGGGGAGCGGAGCUCGGCCUUCACGGAGGAGGGCCUGGACCUGCACUACUGGAAGCACUGCCUCAUGCUGACCCGCUGCGGCUACUGCAGACAGGUGGUGGAGAUCGCCAGCCUGACGGACCACCUGCUGACGGAGUGCGACAAGAGGGACGGGUUCGGGAGGUGCUGCCGCUGCAGCGAGGCUGUCCCCAAGGAGGAGCUGCCCAGGCACGUCGCGUCCAAGGACUGCCACCCUGCCAAACCAGAGAAGCUGGCCAACCGGUGCCCUCUGUGCCACGAGAACUUCGCCCCUGGAGAGGAGGCAUGGAAAGUCCACCUGAUGGGCCCCGUGGGCUGCACGAUGAACCUGCGCAGGACGUGCCUGCUGUUCAAGGCUCCAGCUCCACUGCAGGGCAAAGGCCCAGACACGGCCAAGCCAGGGACCUCGGGGCUGAAGGCUGGAAGCAAGAUCCCCACCCCCAAGGGGGGCCUGAGCAGGUGCUCUGGCAGGACCUACAGGAAGCGAUGACCCGACGGGACCAGGCCCCUUGGUGCGAGCGGGCCGAGCCAGUUCCCGAUCGUGCACACGUCUCCUAACAGCCAUCUGCGGCCGGCGGCCAU